CCCCGGCACCCGCAGAGACUGGAGCCCCGAGGAGGCGGUAGAAGCUCGGGUCGGGGCGCUGGGACGCACCCGCCAGGCUUCAGUUCUCCUCCCCUCCCCGCCGCGGGCCCCCGCGCUCCGCCGAGGUCGGCCCCAGGGCGCGGAGAGGCGUGGCCGGCCCUGGCGGACCCUGGAGGCGGCCAUGGCCUCGGUGGUGGAAUACAAAGGGCUCAAGGCCAGCUACCACUGCGGCUACUGCGGCUCCGAGGAGGGCAAGGUGUCCUGCGGCAUGUGGGCGCAUUCCAUGACCGUACAGGAUUAUCAGGAUCUUAUAGAUCGAGGAUGGCGAAGAAGUGGGAAAUAUGUGUACAAGCCUGUCAUGAAUCAAACAUGUUGUCCUCAGUACACGAUAAGGUGCCGACCUUUACAGUUUCAGCCAUCAAAAUCUCACAAGAAGGUUUUGAAAAAAAUGUUGAAAUUUCUGGCUAAAGGGGAAAUUUCCAAAGGAAAUUGUGAGGAUGAGCCCAUGGAGCCCAGCAUGGACGAGAGCGUUGCAGGUGACUUUGCAUUAAUAAAUAAAUUGGAUAUACAGUGUGACCUUAAAACACUCAGUGAUGACCUCAAAGAGACCUUUGAGAGUGGGGAGAAGAAGAAAGGAAAAAGCCCAAAGAAAGAAGAACCUAAGGAAUUAAUUCAAUCACAACAUAUAGAGGAGAAGUUGGGCUCUGGUGAGCCAUCCCAUCCAGUUAAAGUGCACAUGGCUCCUAAGCCAGGCAAAGGGGCAGAUUUGAGUAAGCCUCCAUGUCGGAAAGCAAAGGAAAUCCGAAAAGAAAGGAAAAGGUUAAAACUCAUGCAGCAGAACCCAGCUGGAGAACUUGAGGGUUUCCAGGCUCAAGGUGAACCACCAUCUUUGUUCCCACCAAAGGCUAAUAAAUCCAACCAGCCCAAAUCACUUGAAGAUUUAAUUUUUGAAUCUUUACCAGAGAAUGCAUCACACAAGUUAGAGGUGAGGGUGGUGAGAUCAUCUCCACCAAGUUCUCAGUUCAAAGCCACAUUUCAGGAGUCUUACCAGGUCUAUAAACGUUACCAGAUGGUUAUUCACCAGGACCCACCUGAUAAACCAACUGUGAGCCAGGUGAGGUUAGUACCUGUCUCCUUUGAGGACCCAGAGUUCAAGUCGUCCUUCAGCCAGUCAUUUUCUUUAUAUGUCAAGUAUCAAAUGGCCAUACACCAGGAUCCACCUGAUGAAUGUGGGAAGACGGAGUUUACAAGGUUCCUUUGCAGCUCCCCUCUGGAGGCUGAGAACCCCCCUCAUGGACCAGAUUGUGGUUAUGGCUCCUUUCACCAGCAGUACUGGCUUGAUGGAAGAAUCAUUGCUGUGGGAGUGAUUGACAUCCUUCCAUACUGUGUAUCUUCUGUCUAUUUGUACUAUGAUCCUGAUUAUUCAUUCCUGUCUUUGGGUGUCUACUCCGCACUACGAGAAAUUGGUUUUACUAGGCAACUUCAUCAGAAAACAUCUCAACUCAGCUAUUAUUAUAUGGGUUUCUACAUUCAUUCAUGUCCCAAGAUGAAAUAUAAGGGUCAGUAUAGACCUUCUGAUUUGUUGUGUCCUGAGACGUAUGUUUGGGUGCCCAUUGAGCAGUGCCUGUCGUUGCUUGAGAAUUCCAAGUACUGCCGUUUCAACCAGGACCCAGAAGCAGUGGAUGAAGGUCGCAGCAAGGAGCCCGACCGGCUGCAGGUGUUCCACAAGAAAGCCAUCCUGCCCUACGGCGUCUACAAGAGGCAGCACAAGGCGGCGGCCGAGGAGGCGGCGGUGCUGCAGUACGCGCGGCUGGUGGGGCAGGCGUGCGCCGAGCGGAUGCUGCUGCUGCGGAACUGACGGCGGCGCGCCCCGCACCCCUACGCACCCCUACGCACCCCCGCCUGCCCACAGAUGAGAUAUUUUUUAUUUUGACUCCUCUAUGGCUUUUCUAAACCAUUUUGUGGCGGCGUUUGCGUGAGAAUCCCCGGCCCCUGUAAAGAUUUGGAAAACGGGCCGUGACCUGGCCUCCUCGUGGGGGUCUCUCGUUCCGGAAGUUUGUUUUAUGAACAAGAUACGGUAUCGACGUCUCAUGUUAAUAUUUUGGAAAGUAAAAUGAGUAGGUGGAUCUUAAGUCUUUUAAACACCGUCGUGCUUUUUUUGGUCCAAGAAAUCACAGCCGACUGCUCAGAGCAGUUUGACCUUGGCUGAUGCCAGGAGACCUAGGGCUGCGGAAGAAGGUGGGGAGUCGGCCUACCUCUUCGCAGACUCUUCGCAAGAGCACUCCGUGUUUCGUAUCCCUGCCGAAGGUUGUGUAGUUGAUAGAACAGAAGAUACAAACCUUAAAGGCGGUCCUGUGAACCUCAGAGGAUCAUUUACCCACGACAGCCCCCGUGCUGUCAUGUCUCUUGUCUUCACACGAUUGUUUUUUCCUAGAAUAAUUAUUACUCUCAAAUAAUUUUACACUCAAAAGUAUCCCAGUUUGACAACGAAGUAAUAUGAUUACCCUAGUUGCACGUAUUAUUCAUUCUAUUUCUAAAAAUCGAAGAAAUGGAGGUUUUGGGGGGGGGGGUUGUUGGUUUUUUGUUUGGGGGGCUUUUUUUUUUUUUGCCUGUUUUAAGAAAAUGUUAGCUCCUGCCUUGACCUAAGACCCAUCAGAAGUAACUGUAUGCUAAAUUUUUCACUCCUUAGAACUCAGGACACUUGUCUUCGGUUAUUGAUUAAAAAUGAGUUAAUAUCUGACUCCUUUUAUAGCUGUGCUACAAACCACGUUUAAUGAAGCAUAGGAAUCAUCUUGACCUCUGUUCCAGGGCAGAGGUGGAGCAAUCCAUUUUUUGCCCUUUGAUUUGGGAGUCAGCACAUGCUCGCUCCGUGUCCUCUCACUUUCUUUUGACCCCUCACGCAGUCAGCAAAUUUCCCUUGUCCACCCCGGUCAAGGUUGCAGGCCCUGUGCUGGGGGGAAGGAGACUCAGUCGCAUCAGUUCACAGAACAGAAUUGUGUUGGAGAUGAUGAAUGACAGAGGAGGGUUAGUUUCCUGUGCUCUCUCUCAGGUGACCCCCCGGCCUUCUGCCAGCUGCUUGGCCACUGAGUUCAUUCCAUUCCCCAUUUUGCCCGUUUUCUAUCAAUAUUUUUUAAAAACCAUAUUAUAAAACAUAGUACUUUGAAAUCUACUACUGGUUUUAAUCUUUUCUUCUAAAUACACUGAAUUUAGAUAAGACAUUAGAAAAUAAUUUCGUUUAGCUAAAAGAAGGAUCAUUAAACAAUGAUUUUAAAAAUCACAUGUCUAGAAAUUCAGCAUCCAAAUAAAUUGUGUAUUUAUUCAUUCAGAGUGUGUGUGUGUGUGUGUGUGUGUGUGUGUGUGUGUAAAACACCCGCCACGUGCAGGUACUUUGCCACCUGAGGUGAGAGUAGCGAGGAAAGCCAUUUUCUCUGAUCGCAUGGGUUUUGCAUUCUUCUGAGAUUUUGUUCUUUAAAAUCAUCUCCCAAGAGUAUUUGAUCGACUCUUGUUUGGAAAUGCCUUCAGAAUCUGUAGAUUUUUUUCUUUUUCCUCCAAAAAGAAGAUAGCUUAAUGUUUUUAGAAUCACAAAAUGGUACUUACUGUAAGCAGUUCAAAUAUUAAACUAUAAAUAAGAAGGUAAAAUAUAAUCUGAAAUUCUACCAUACUAGAAGAAGAGAGAAUUGUUAUAUAUCUACACACAUAUGUACAUAAUUUGAAUAUACAUGGAAUUAUGCUCUAUAUACUGUGCUGUGGACAUAGCUGAAUUUUGAAAGAAAUUUCAAAGUAGGACUUCAGAAGUGUUGUGAGUAAUAUGAGUACCAGCAAAGUCAGCGGGGUGGGGCCGCAUCUUGGUACCCUUGGCGUCAGAAUGUUUUUGAUGCUACCAUCUGCAUCACAACCUCUUUAUCUCUGUGACUGGCAUGUGGAAUAGCAGCCCUAGAGAUCACAACUCUUGAGUAGCCCGUGAAGAGAAAACCGGACUCAUAUCUUACCACGAUUCUGGUUUCCUCCUGUAGAAUUCAGUUUGGGUUCCUUCAGAGCAAAGUGAUCGAUCACAUCCCUGUCUGGGAAUCAGGGUCCUGCCCCUGCGGGCGGCAUUCAAGGCUGGCUAUGGUGAACCUCCAGAGAGAGCUGGCCACCAAGAUGCUUUUGCUCAGUUGCUGUAUUCAUGCGCUGUUCUUUGGGGAAGAGACAGUGUAUUGAUCCUAAUGAGUUAAUUAUUUGUUCUUUGGUAUCCUGGCUGAGUACUGAUAGCGUACUAGAAAAGGACAGCAAGGCAAGUGACCCGGCUUGGCUGGGUGACGUGCGGUCUAGCUGAGAAAUCUGGUUUUAUGUUCAUGGCUUUCAUCCAAAGAAAGACACUCAAGAACCUUUCAAAGAUAGUUUCUAUCUUUUCAAGGCUUUAAGCUAUGCAUUCACACUCUUAGAGUUGGAGUUGGAGUUCCUUUCCGGAUGCACGCAAAUGCUUACCUGCUUCCUUGUUUCCGGAGCAGAAAUGUCAUCAAGGUUUUCCAGGCCACCAUCUUUAUUUACAUUCUUCCAGUUCUGUGAGAUUUUUGUUAUUUUUAAAAAAUGUAAUCUGAGCACUUUUUUUAAAGUAUUCUAUAAAAGAGGCUAUUACCAAAUGAAUAUAUUAUUCAUUUGAUUAAAAUUAUUUAGAUAAGAAAUCAUUACUGUUUAGCUUUGCUUUCAGACAAUGUAUCCUAUUUUUUAUCCAUUUUGCAAAAUAUCACUUGUGUGUGGUUUCUUAACAUAGCAGAAUCUAUUAUGUAAAUGAACCUUUUCAGAUAUCUGAGCAGUCUAUGGUUUGAUUGUAUAGGCUUUGUAAUAUUUAAGUGUGAAUAAAAAUGAGGAAGAAUAUAAUGACGAGUUAUCUAGAAGGUUUUGGUGGUUGCUAACUUUAAAGAAAAGAAGGAAAUGAAAUGGAAACAUAAUGUUUGAAUUAGAAGUUAUUCAAAUGUGUGUUCUUUUCCAAAAGAAAACCAGUGACUAAAGCAAAACAAGUUUGAUUGCAUGUGAUUUUUUUUUUUGCUCUUGUGUAUGCCUUUUGAACAGUCCAUUUGAUAAAUCUUGAAUGAAAAAAAUAAAGCUGUUUCUAUCUGCA
Molecule: messenger RNA, 5101 nt
Organism: Lutra lutra (Eurasian river otter)
Lineage: Eukaryota; Metazoa; Chordata; Mammalia; Carnivora; Mustelidae
Gene: ATE1
Product: arginyltransferase 1
Exons: 13
Coding region: 182-1858 (558 amino acids)
Biological process (GO): protein arginylation
Cellular component (GO): cytoplasm
Molecular function (GO): arginyl-tRNA--protein transferase activity
Source: RefSeq, a predicted model, not a curated record